Psilocybe cubensis is the source of this 225-nucleotide messenger RNA. RefSeq lists its product as uncharacterized. The transcript has 2 exons. The record is from RefSeq and is a predicted model, not a curated record. The coding region runs from base 1 to 225 and encodes 74 amino acids. NCBI's taxonomy places the organism in Eukaryota, Fungi, Basidiomycota, Agaricomycetes, Agaricales, Agrocybaceae.
AUGGCGCAUGAACAUUGUAAUCACCUAGGCGGUGUUGCUACAUUCAAGCUCUUCGGGAUGUAUUUACGUGUACCUCAGCCAGAUUACCCACUUAGAUUGCUACUCAACCCUGGUCCCUAUAAUCGCGAAGUUCGUAAAGUCAUAAUGCACGGGAAAUACCUUUCCGAGCCUGAGUUGUCAUCUUUACAUGACACAGGGAAGUUGGCAAAGUCGGUCACUGGAUGA